ACCAGUUUAUAGCUGCUUCUGAACGUCUGCCUGAUGCAUUCACUUACAUGAUGGAGCCUCAACCCAUGAUUCAGACCAUGUAAGCACGUGGUGUGAGCACGCGUGCACUGACUGCUUCGGCUUGCACUUCAUGUCGUCUCUUCACCGCCAACACCUAGUCCACAAUGAUCAACAACACCACUUCCAAUUACAUCCAAUCCCACCACUCUACUCCCCUUCCACCCAACACAGGCAUGCAGACAUCACUCCCCCGUACAACGAGGCUCCCAUGUCUGGCACCUUUGCUUCCUCGCUCGAUGAGGAUGCGCUGAACAGACGCACCCUCUGGAAGCUCGACAUCAUCCUACUACCUUUCUUGUCCCUGCUCUUUCUACUCAACUCGCUGGAUAGAUCAAAUAUUGGCAAUGCAGAGACUGCUCAUUUCACCACCGAUGUCGGCUUGGAGAAGAAGGACCUCAACACCGCCGUAGCCCUGUUCUUCGCCUUCUUCGUCACCCUACAACCCAUAGGUGCUGCACUGGGCCGUCGCUUUGGCAUGCCCAUAUGGGUCCCUAUAACCAUGUCGCUAUGGGGAGUGUGCACAGCUUUGCACGUCUGGGUCCGCUCAAAGUGGCAGCUAUACACCUUGCGCAUAAUCAUCGGCAUACUUGAAGCUGGAUUUUACCCGACCACCGUCUCAUAUCUCUCCCUCUUCUACACCCGCUAUGAGUUUGGACGCCGACUGGCUCUCUUCUAUGGCCAGUACGCAGUCGCUGGUGCCGUGGGAGGCCUGCUCUCCUUCUUCGUCUUCUCCCACUUCGGGGGCCAGCCGGAUUCUGAUGGUCCAGCUGGCAUAAGCAAAGACGGUUGGGAGUCAUGGCAGGUCCUCUUCCUCCUAGAAGGCUGUGGGACGAUUGUCGUGGCUCUCAUUGGCUUCUUUUGGCUUCCCAAAUCAGCAGGCUCGGCGUGGUUCCUCAGCCACGAAGAGCGCAAAUGGGCAGAUACUAGGAUACAACGUGAUAGAGAUGACGUCGAGCACAAUGAAGACAUGAAACCACGCAGCGACGAAGAGGGUCCGGAAGAUGAGGCCGAUGAGCCCCAUGCACACCAUCACGCGUCUGAAUCUCGCGGUCUACUGUCCUCUACACAGUCCCUGGCCCGGUCGCAGAUGUUGACCGACUCCCGCGGUAUAACAGCUCACGACGUGCUCAGUUCCAUCUCCAGUCCAAAAGUAUACCACCUACUCCUCUGCAACAUCCUAUCCUCCAUCCCAGUCACCUCCUUUUCCGUCUUCCUCCCACUCGUCCUAGCCCCCUUUUCACCACACCCCUCAACCGCAAACCUCCUCACCGUCCCGCCCUACAUCUGUGGCGCCGUCACCCUCUACGCAUUCACAAUGUGGUCCGACCGCCGCCGCGAACGCCUCCUCCCCAUCCUCACCAGCCUAAUCCUCCUCCUCGCCGGCCUCCUCGCCGUAACCACAAUGCCAGCCACAAAACAAUGGGUCAUACCCCGCUACAUCUCCCUCUGCAUCCUGCUCUGCGGCACCUUCAUCGCCUCACCCCUGACCGUUGCCUGGAUCUCCGGCAACACCCCAUCUCCCGGUAAACGCGCCCUCAUGCUCGGCAUCAACGGCUGGGGCAAUCUCGCCGGCAUCUUCGGCACUUUGAUCUUCGCCCCGCGCUAUGGGCCCUCGUAUACCACUAGCUUCUGGUUCGCGACUGUCUGUGUCGCUGUUGCCGCGGCUGGCUAUGCCUCUUUUCGCGUCUUGCUGGUGCGUGAGAAUGCGCGGAGGGUGGCGUGGGUGCAUGCUGCCGAGGCUGAUGAUGUGGCUGCUGAGGAGGCGGAGGGGCGUGGUGGUGGGGAUGGUGGUGGUGGUAAGGAUGGGAUGCUCCUGGAUGUGGCUGCGUGGGUGGUGGAGAGAGUCGGGUGGAAGGGUGCGAGGAGGUGGAUUGAUAGCGUGCGUGAGGAUGGCAGAGAGGGCGAUGAGCGCUGGACGUUUGUGUAUGGUCUUUGAUGCUCAAGGGGUUGUGUUGCAUGGUGUAUCUGUGGGAGUGUCGCGUUGAUAGCUAGAGAGAAACACACAGACGACCAUUCGCUACAUAUAAAGAUUCAACUCAGCACACAAGCAUCCUCACAACCUCAAGCCCCCACCUCCUACGUCCUCCCCACCCCAACCAUCCCCCUCCUCC
This is a messenger RNA of Pseudovirgaria hyperparasitica, 2171 nucleotides long. RefSeq names its product MFS general substrate transporter. The record is from RefSeq and is a predicted model, not a curated record. Gene Ontology annotation, biological process: transmembrane transport. Gene Ontology annotation, cellular component: membrane. Gene Ontology annotation, molecular function: transmembrane transporter activity. The coding region runs from base 131 to 1996 and encodes 621 amino acids. The transcript has 3 exons. Lineage: Eukaryota; Fungi; Ascomycota; Dothideomycetes; Acrospermales; Acrospermaceae.